Molecule: messenger RNA, 2513 nt
Organism: Neltuma alba
Lineage: Eukaryota; Viridiplantae; Streptophyta; Magnoliopsida; Fabales; Fabaceae
Product: protein tesmin/TSO1-like CXC 5
Exons: 8
Coding region: 308-2224 (638 amino acids)
Biological process (GO): regulation of DNA-templated transcription
Cellular component (GO): nucleus
Source: RefSeq, a predicted model, not a curated record
GUUUGCAUGUUUCUUUUGCUCAAAAUCGGAAACUUUAUUCCUCAAUCCGCGCCAAUAGCCGACUUUGGUUGAUUACGAUCAGUUUCUCGGUGGUUUUCUGUAACGUGCAGCUAUUUUAUGGUGGAAUUCUGUGCUUAGAGUGGACGACGUUUCAUUGUCUUUAGUAUUAGGCCGUUUUAUUUUGUAUUCAGUGAAGGCUUUGACCAUAUGUUUCGGAAAUUCACUCCAAACGGUGAGUUGUUCGACGUUAACGUUGGAUUUGAAAGCGAAAUGGCCAAUUGGUGUUAACAGCUCGCUUCCAUUAUCGAUGGAGCAGGGUGUAACCAAUUCUGAUUUAGCACCACGGAAAUUGUCUCGGCCAUUGGAUUUCACGGCCAUCGGUGGAGAUUCAGUGAACGUAGAAUUGCCGAGGGCGCCUGAAUGUCAGACAUACUUAGAACUAUCACCACUGAUGCAGAAACAGCUGCCGCAAUCGACUUUGCCGCCACAAUCACUAUCGCCGUCUCAAAUACAAGUUGAACCGAAGUUCCAGUCGCAGGCAUGCUCACCGACGCAAACAAAGUUACCUAUACGGUCGCAGGGGCAGCAGCCAUGGUCAUCUUCACACACUCAACAUCAGCGAACACCGCAAUCUCAGGUUAAGCAGCAAUCGCAACCGCGGCCGCAUCUAGUUUCACCUGUUAGUCGAAUUCCGCACCCUGUGCAGAAAAUUUCGACGACGACGUUACUAGUAUCCAAGCAAGAGUCUCCUAGUUCACGACCUGGGCAUAAUGGGGAAUCAAAGGACAGCACUCCAAAGAAACAAAAGCACUGCAACUGCAAGAAUUCUCGCUGCCUCAAAUUGUACUGCGAGUGUUUUGCAGCUGGGAUCCACUGUGAUGGUUGCAACUGCUUAAAUUGUCAUAAUAAUGUGGAUAAUGAGGCUGCCAGACAGGAGGCAGUUGGAAUAAUUUUAGUGCGCAAUCCAAAUGCCUUCAGGCCUAAAAUUGCUAGCAGUCCCCAAGAACCACGGGUUUCGAAGGAAGAGGCUGAAACUCAAGUAUUAGGGAAGCAUAAUAAAGGAUGUCACUGCAAGAAAUCAGGCUGCCUUAAGAAUUAUUGUGAGUGUUUCCAAGCCAGUGUCCUCUGCUCUGAAAAUUGUAAAUGCAUGGACUGCAAGAAUUUUGAAGGAAGUGAAGCAAGAAGGGCUCUUGAUGCAAUUAACCUCAAACAGGCAGCUAAUGAUGCCAUCAGUCAAGCAAUUGGGUCCUCUGGCAAUGGGAUGGGCGCAACACCCAAGAAAAGAAAACUUAAGGAAAUAUUUUCUGGCAAAGCUGCCAUAGAUAAAGGUGUUUUGACUGCUCAGUUUCAACAGGAAAAUGAGCCAGUGGUUGCGACACCUGCUCCAUCUGUGUCUGUUGCCUCUGACAUUGCCAAGGUAACAAUUCCAGGGUCUUCCCGAUCAACAUACAGGUCCCCACUGGUGGAUGCACUCCAGCCACAGGAUGUGAAGUAUCUCUGUUCACUUUUUGUUGUUCUAUCCGGAGUAGCCGCAAAGACAUAUGCAGAGUCAAGAGUCAGGGUAGACCAGCAAAUGGAGAUCAAGAAAUUUGAAACUUCUUUUGCUUCAUCAGCUGAAUUACUGCAAGACAAUAAAGAAGUCCACAAGCCUGUUUUUGGUGAACAUUCAAAGAGAAAUGGAGCAGAGAGAAGUGGCAGUAGUGAUUCUGGAUCAGAUGCAGUUGAUAUACAGAACUCCGUGAGGCCAUUGUCACCAGGAACGCUAGCAUUGAUGUGUGAUGAACAAGAUGAGAUGUUUCUUUCCAAUAGUUCUGCCAAUGCCGUGGCUUGCAAUGAUCAAAAAAUGAUUCAUAAGCCAUCAAAUUCUGAUGUUUACAUGGACAUUUAUGGAGAGCAGGAACGGCUUGUGCUCACCAGGUUUUGGGACGUUCUCCGUGGACUCAUCACCCGUGGAAGCAUAAAAGAAGCGACGUGCUCCCCAUUAGCCAUGAAAGAGGUGGGAAGCAAACAAGAAGCAGCUGAUAAUGGCAAUAAUGGAGCUGAACCUGAUUUAAGAAGUGAGAAGGGGAAGGGAGUUCACAUGCACAGCAAUUGCAUUGCAAAUUCCCGCAUCCCGUUGUCCACUGAAGUAUCUGAGACAAGUAGUGCAAUGCCUAAUGAACAAGAUAAUGAUGAUCUGUCAUUGAGGAUCGGUCUGCCUACUGGAAUUGCUGGGUUGACAUAAUAUCUUGCAUUGUGAAAUACUCCUGAUUGGUAAAGUUCAUGAUUUUUUGGUGUUGGUGAACAGCCAGGAAGAGGUGCUGUUGACGUACAUAGUACUUAUUUAUAGGUCUGGUUUCCAGCUGGAAGAAUGGGGCUUAACUAGAAUAACUAACUAUAACUGGAAUAUCUUCUUUCCUAGCAUCCAUGUCGGAACCCAAGUCUCGGCCACUAGUUCCUUGCUUAAUCUGACGUUUCUCCAUGCUAAAGUAUGUUAAGCUCAGGUAGGUAACGGGAAUUUUUGGUUUUUUUGU